Messenger RNA from Jaminaea rosea, 3147 nucleotides. RefSeq lists its product as hypothetical. The transcript is spliced from 7 exons. Bases 1 to 3147 code for a protein of 1048 amino acids. The record is from RefSeq and is a predicted model, not a curated record. NCBI's taxonomy places the organism in Eukaryota, Fungi, Basidiomycota, Exobasidiomycetes, Microstromatales.
AUGAGCCAGAGUGAGAGUCGUAGCGCUCUCCAGAGUGCCCCUGCCAGACCCAAUCUAACCCACCCCUCUGCUUCCGCCUCUCCGCCAUCAGCCUUCCCUGCCCCAACAUACGACUGCCCCACGCCAGCUUGGGAAGGAGAUGACCUGGAUCUGGAGGUCUGGCGCUGCGAGCGAGACAUAGCUCGCCAGCAGCAUGAGGAAGAUCUGGCCAAGGCGCAGGAAAAGGCUGCGGCCGAGGCAAAGGCUGCCGCUGAAGCUCACGCGGCAGAGAGUGAGAAGCAUAAACAGACCCGCAAAGCAGAGCACAGCUCCGCCCCCGCCUCGAUACCCCCUUCAUCGUCGUCGUCAUCGUCUUCCCCCAGCCAAGCAAGUAGCCGUGGCAUCGCUCGACUGGCCGCCCCUCGCUCGCUGCUGCAGCGCUUCGAGGAGGUGCGCGUCUCUGGCGAAGCCGUCGUGCUCAAGGAGCUCGACCUGGCAGAGGAACCAUGGAAGGAGGCGGAGAUGGCAGAGAGGCUGGCAAAGCUGCCGAUGCCUCCUGGCACGGCAGACCUCUUCCGCCGAGCAGAUCAGGCCAAGGUCAAGUUCGCGACCUACAUCCUGGACGACAGGUGGUUCUGGUGCCCGGCAAUCGACGCGAUGACAGUCGAGUCGAAGAAGGAAGGCACGACGAUACCACAAGCAGUUACUCCAGCCGCUCCUCUCGCUCCCACCAUCGCUGCCAUCAUCGCUCCUCUCGCUCCCACUGGUCUCCCCGUCACCGCUCCUCCUGCUCCACCCACUCUGGCCACCGCCCUCCUUCGCUUCGCUCCUCCGCCGCUCGCCGACCUGAAUCGCCCAGCAAGCCAGGUGGAGCUCCUCAUCAGGCCAUUUAUCGACGCCAUGGUCGAAGCAGCAACGCACCAGGCCUUUGUCGCGAUCAAAGCGGACUACAGCACCUGGGCCUACACCAGCACCGAGAUGGCCGACAUCAUUCUGGACGCGACGCCGUGCCUCUCAACGCCGUAUGACGACUCGAUCGAGGAGGCUGAGGCGAUCAUUGCCGCACUCCCGGAGCUGAACGCACUCACAUGCCAGCGUUUCGGGGUCUAUCGCGUGAUCGAGAGGUGGAUUGACGAUGUGGGGCGCCAAGAAACGUACGACUACGUAGAUUCUGCCUACAAGCAGUCGAUCUCGAGGCGAAAUGACAACCACCGAGCACAAGCGCGCAGGAUCAUGGAAGCGGCAAAUCAAGGCGGCCAUGCGAUGCUGGACAAGCAUCUAGGCGUGCACCGUGGCCUGCACAAGCCUCGCAUGGAGAAGAGCGUGCACUUGGUCCUUUCGUGGGCGGGACCAACGGCAAAUGAGCGCCAGUCGGCAGAGUGGCUGGUUGAAAAUGUUGCGUCGACGGCGAAUGGGGUCAAACUCGACCAGAUGGGGGCGCAAAACUGCCCGAGAGCCUUCAAGUACGCGUACAUCAACCGCAUGUUUGUGGCCACGCUGGAGCACGAGUGGUCUUGCGCGCUCAAUACGCCGCGCAACGGCUACGACGGCAUCUUUGCUCUCGGAGUCGGCACCAGGGCAGCGCGAACCAUCAAGGGGGUCAACUCGGCCGUGCCGGCGGUGCGCUUCACCGACCUCAUCGGCAGCGCAGGAUGGUGGUUCUACCACCACCAACCGCCAACGCUCACGGGCGCCGAGGAGGACGAGGAGCCGGGAGGUCACUUCACGGUCGGCCUGGCGGCGGCGGCAAGGGCGCUGGACGACCUCAUGAGUGGCGGCGGCGAUGCGGGAGGCGAGGGCGAUGCGCGCGCUGCAGACGUCGACAUGGAGGAGCUGGUUGCCAUGUCGCAGAGGAUGUGGGUGGAGGGAGACUGGCAGGAGGAGACCCUAAGCUUGCCAGAGGAGGUCGAAAGUGGCGACAACGAGGGUGGCGAGGGCGGUGGGGGCGAGGGCGAUGAGGGCGGCGAGGGCGGCGACAACGAGGACGAGGAAGAGGCCAUGCUCGAAGCGCCUUUCGCUAUGACGGCAGAGGCGAGUCCCAACAUCGCGGCGGCAGGACGGAUCCUCAACAUGGGAUACGCAGACGAAGCUCAGUCUCCCGCUCCAUCGCUCGCUCUGGUACCGCACAACGACCCGCGCUACGAGGUGGACAUGGUCGAGCAGUCCUCCCGAUCCUUCUCAAGCACCCACGUCGCGUCGGCCCGGAUCUCAAGACCGAUCAAGGCCCUCAUCAAGCCGAAGACAAUCCCGGCUGCGGUGCGAGACGCUCGCGAUCAAGUUGGCAUACCCUGCAAGAUCAAGAAUGGGGUCAAGAGAGGGGUGGUUGAGCUGGCUGCUGGCACUUCAACAUCGCACCGCCUGGCCUUCGAGAGAGAUGUCACUUGCGCUGGCCUGUUGGUGGACGGGGAGGCAAGUUUCUGCAUGAAGAUGGUGCAGGAGACGCAGUGCGUCUGCCAACCUCUUGCCGCAAGCCCCGAAGCCUCUGCCGUCCUCACCCACUACCGCCUGCAAGUCAUUCAGCAAGGCGGAAUCGUCUACGUCUUGGAGCCGCUCCGUCAAGAGGUGGGGGGUGAGUGGGAGCGGGGCCUCAAGAUGCUGGCUGAGCUGGCCUCGGUGAUGCGCGAGCGCUUUGAGAUCGUGUACGCCGAUCUCCCCGUCGCCGAUGCUAAGCUCAUCAACGGCUUGGCGGUGAGGCUCAAGCAGGGUGGCAUACGCACGACGCUGCACCCUACCUCGCCCUCAGCAUCGACUUGGAGCUUCUGCGUACCAGUUCCCAAGGUCUUGAUGGAGGAGUGGGGGAGGAACGAAGGGCUGUACACCUCGGCCAGCACGUCGGCGGUACCAGGAGAGAUCUGGGUGCCCUUCAGGGGUUCAGUCAGCGGUGGGGGUGCGAAGGACCUGGUGCUCGGCGUCACCGACUCGGCUACGGGGCAGUACGCCUCCCCUUACUGCCUGGUCAGGCCCGCCAGUAGUACAGAAGGAGUCAAGCCUAGCUUCUCUUUUGAUGCUCGAAUCUUUCUCAGCCCCAGCCGCUUCGCAACGCACGGCCUUGGGCGUUUGGCGGCUGUCGCAUCGGCUGCCUUUGCUUUGAGUGGCGCGCUCAAAUCCGGCCAGGCCUUGACCGCUGGCCUACGGAGGCUUGUCAAGCGUUGGGGAAACGCUGAGUGA